CCAUCCAGUCUGUGCGAGGCUCCCUCCAGUCACCACCCGGAGCUGCCACCAAGGGCCAGUAGGGCGGGGAGCAGCGCCUGGAAAAUGCGCCCCGGGGCUGCUGGCACUUUGAAGGCAGUCUUCCUCUUUUUCGCCUCCAUGUGCGCCUGGUACUCCGGGUACCUGCUGGCAGAGCUCAUUCCAGACGUAUCCCUGUCCAGUGCUGUUUACAGCAUCCGGAGCAUUGGUGAGAGGCCUGUCCUCAGAGCCCCAGCCCCUAAAAGGCAAAAAUGUGACAUCUGGACCUCGUGCCCCCCGAACACCUAUGCCUACCGGUUACUCAGUGGGGGUGGCAGGGACAAGUAUGCCAAGAUCUGCUUUGAGGAUGAGCUGCUCAUAGGAGAGAAGACUAGAAAUGUUGCAAGAGGAAUAAAUAUUGCCAUCGUGAACUAUGCGACUGGGAAAGUGAUAGCAACACAGUAUUUUGAUAUGUAUGAAGGUGAUAACUCUGGACCGAUGACCAAUUUUAUUCAGAGUGCUCCCCGGAAUUCCCUGCUCCUUAUGGUCACCCACGAUGAUGGCAGCAGCAGACUGAAGGAGGACGCCAAGAAGGCCAUAGAAGCUCUUGGAAGUAAAGAAGUCAGGAACAUGCGAUUCAGGUCGAGCUGGGUAUUUCUCACAGCAAAAGGCUUUGAACUUCCUGCAGGAAUUGAGAGAGAAAAGAUCAACCACUCUGACGAUUCGAGGAACAGAUAUUCUGGCUGGCCUGCAGAGAUACAGAUAGAAGGCUGCAUCCCGAAAGAGCCAAGCUAACGUUGCACAGGUUUAAUAAAUGUGGUUUUUGCUAGACAAAUGCAUCAUGGAAUGGCGCAAGGAUCUUAUCCAAGAGUCUAUAUAUGAUGAGUGUUUUGGGUUUGUCAUCAGCCAACCAAUUUCUCCUCGUUGUAUAAAAUCUGGGCACACAGUAUUGUUAUGCCAGUAUUUAUAUAGUGAAGAGAGAAUGAGCAGGGAGACAGAGAUGAGUGGGAAUGACUAAAGGGAAUAAAGGGAUUUACCUGGAAAGGAGAGGGUUGGGGGAAGUAAGCGCUGCUUGCCCAGGGGCGGAGCUAUUAUUUGAUCAGAUCUAAGUGUGACCCCUGUGGUCCAGACGCUCUGCAGAGGGAAAACCUUCAUUCCAUUGUCACCAAGCACAGCCUUGUUUCAGACAGCCAGCUCCUAGGAGGGCUUGGCAGACUGCCUCGGUCAACUCCAGUUGACCCUUGAGCUCUUCCUGUGGGGCCAUGAACUUAUUCAUCCCACAAAUCUGGGCGCCUCCUACCUUCUGCCACUAGCAAUGGGGUAAUGAAUGGGACCCAGUCUCUGCCCUCAUGCAGGAGUGUCACUCCAAUGACUGGCCUUUGUUUAAUGGGGUGGGGACAAAGGAGGCUUGACAGACCCAGCAGAGUCUUCCCUCAGGAGGGCAACUGUAUCCCUCCGACUCUCAGGAGACGCCUCAUGGAUCCAGGAAUACCAGAUCCCCACGCCCAGUGACGCGAGUCCAGGCAUGCGUCUGAUGGGGGUUAAGAAAUGAAGUCAUUGCCAAGCAUCCGUUCUAACCUCCUUCUGGAGCCUGGCUAAGAGAAGAGCUAGGAGACUCCGAUGCCAGGUUACCAUUGCUUCUCGGGGCCUCCGGUUUCUCAUCUGUAAGAUGGAGGAUUUGGGAAAGAUGAAAUGAUUUCAAGCCCUUUGAUCAGCAGGACCCCUUUUACAAACACGCUAGCACAUGGCAUCCUGAAUUUCAACGUCCUCAAAGUAACAACUGCCCCAACUCUCAGUGGCUUACAACAGUGUUGAUUUCUCCUUCGUGUUACAUGUGGGCCACGGGGCCGCCUCAGCUCAGCCCAGGGCGCUGGGAGCCAGAUCAGAGCGGGGUCCCUAUCAGGCACGGAAGCCAAGAAGAGCAGAAAUCCAGCUGCCCCCACAGCUGCUGCCAGGACACCAUG
This is a messenger RNA of Equus quagga, 1961 nucleotides long. Its product is annotated as protein FAM3B-like. Lineage: Eukaryota; Metazoa; Chordata; Mammalia; Perissodactyla; Equidae. The coding region runs from base 85 to 792 and encodes 235 amino acids. The transcript is spliced from 8 exons. The record is from RefSeq and is a predicted model, not a curated record.